GAAAGGUGAAAGAAUAAGUACGUGCGAUGAGCACACAAGCCUCCUCGAUGAAGAUAAAAAUGUUGCGCUUGCCGAUCUCGCGAGUGAAGACUAUUAUGAAGAGUUCGCCUAGCGUCGAUACUGUCGGACAGGACGGUUUGUACCUGGUCACAAAAGCCACGAGAGAUAUUUUGCAGGAGCUUUUCAUACAUUAUCUGACUGAGGAGGCGCAUAUGCAGAGCAACAAGGGAUCCUCGCUGGACUACAAACACCUGGCGGAGGUGGUGCAGACCAACGACACACUGGAAUUCCUGCGAGAAAUAAUGCCAAGGAAGAUUACAGUCCGGCAGUUUAAGGAGAUGAUGGCAGCUAAAGAGGCGUCUAACAGUAGCAGCUCUUCCGACAGUAGUUCGGACUCUGACAGUGAUAGUGAUUCAGACUCUGAAUCGGACUCCUCUGAUAGUGUUGAGACAAAGGGGGACAACGAGAACUCUGCAAGCAGCGAGCGGGAAAGCGAAACUGAGGAGAAUGGCGGUUGCCAUUCGGACAGUGACAAAAGUGAAAGCAGUACAAAAAGUGACAGUGAGGAAAACAAGAGAUGAGAACUUGUAAAUUUACACAUUUAACAGACACCUAGAAUUAUUUUCGUGUUUUUAUUUUUCGCAUAUUGUGCCUAGAAAAACUUACAUAGUAUUAAAAUUGCUUGUGCAUAUUUGUAGGUGCAUAAAACAAACAGCCAAUAAUGGUUCAAAAUUUUGAAUAGAUAAGAAUUUAAAAAGGAAGAUAUUUAUAUUUUUAGAAUCGACAAAUGUACACUAUCAAGAUCUUUUUGCAUAUCUCUCACACAUUUUUGUAUAUAUUUAUAUAUAUAUCUCUCUCUUCUGAGAAAUUCAUUUUUCAUGCAUUCAAUUGCGUUAGUUGAAUUAAUGUAAGUAGUAAGAGUUCAUAUUACAGAAAUUUCUAUCAGACGUCUACAA
Messenger RNA from Monomorium pharaonis (pharaoh ant), 956 nucleotides. It is a transcript of the gene Chrac-16, whose product is annotated as chromatin accessibility complex 16kD protein. Gene Ontology annotation, cellular component: nucleus; CHRAC. Bases 27 to 581 code for a protein of 184 amino acids. The transcript is spliced from 2 exons. Gene Ontology annotation, molecular function: protein heterodimerization activity. The record is from RefSeq and is a predicted model, not a curated record. NCBI's taxonomy places the organism in Eukaryota, Metazoa, Arthropoda, Insecta, Hymenoptera, Formicidae.